AUGAACAGCUCAAUUAACGGUAUUAUUGGAAAUUUGGGCAGUAGUGGUGAUGGAAAUUUGACUGUUCAGAUGCCGGGGAAUAGUGGACACCAACAACAACAGCAGCAACAACAGCAACAAUCUAAAAUCGAAAGUGCUCAAGGAGAUGGUAAUAGCAGAGCAAUCUAUGAUAGUCAGAAAACAAGUACACCUAAUGGCACUAGCACGACGAAUAUGCCGUCUGCUGCGGUUCCAAAUUAUGACAUUAAAUAUAUAUUAUCUGGUCAUACGAAAGCCGUAUCGUCUGUCAAAUUCAGCGCUGAUGGUUCAUUGUUAGCUAGCUCUAGUGCUGAUAAGACAAUCAAAGUGUGGAAUACUCAGGAUGGUAAAAUUGAAAAAACGAUUACCGGUCAUAAACUUGGGAUCUCGGAUAUUUGUUGGUCCUCGGACCAUCGACUGAUAACAUCUUGUUCAGAUGAUAAAACGUUGAAGAUAUGGGAUGUUAUGAGCAGUAAAUGUUUGAAAACAUUGAAAGGUCACACUAAUUAUGUUUUCUGCUGCAAUUUCAAUCCUCAGUCAUCUUUGGUCGUGUCAGGCUCCUUCGAUGAAAGUGUUCGAGUUUGGGAUGUAAAAACAGGCUCGUGCAUUAAAACUCUUCCUGCACAUUCCGAUCCAGUUUCUGCAGUUUCUUUCAAUCGAGAUGGAACACUGAUUUGUUCAAGUAGCUAUGAUGGGCUUGUUCGAAUUUGGGAUACUGCAAAUGGACAGUGUGUCAAAACUCUUGUUGAUGAUGAUAAUCCUCCAGUUUCCUUCGUGAAAUUUUCGCCAAAUGGCAAAUAUAUAUUAGCUGCUACUUUAGACAGCACACUGAAACUUUGGGAUUUCAACAAAGGCAAAUGCUUGAAGACUUAUACUGGACAUAAAAAUGAAAAAUACUGUAUCUUCGCGAAUUUUUCUGUCACUGGUGGCAAGUGGAUAGUCAGUGGUUCGGAGGAUAAUCGUGUCUACAUAUGGAAUUUACAGUCCAAAGAGAUUGUACAAACACUUGAAGGCCAUACAGACGUGGUACUGUGCACUGAUUGUCAUCCAACACAAAAUGUCAUUGCAUCAGCAGCGCUCGAAAACGACCGUACAAUUCGCUUGUGGAAAUCUGAUUUUUAA
This is a messenger RNA of Brugia malayi, 1140 nucleotides long. RefSeq names its product Will die slowly protein, putative. The coding region runs from base 1 to 1140 and encodes 379 amino acids. Gene Ontology annotation, molecular function: histone binding. The transcript is spliced from 9 exons. The record is from RefSeq and is a predicted model, not a curated record. Gene Ontology annotation, cellular component: Set1C/COMPASS complex. NCBI's taxonomy places the organism in Eukaryota, Metazoa, Nematoda, Chromadorea, Rhabditida, Onchocercidae.